GGAAAAUGUCCGUGAGCUACCUGCUGGACACGGCCAUGUACGGCAACCCCGCGAGACACCUGAACCUCAGCCAGCCUCACCUGAACGUCUACCCGUCCGCCCCGUACCCGGACUACAGCGGAUACCAUCCGGGACCGGCGCUCGGCAAUGACCUGCAUCACACCGGCAGCUCAUGGAGUCCGGGGUUCGGGCCCGGUUCGCGCGAUGAUUGGCCCCCCCUGUACGGCCACGGGACGGGUCACUCUCUGCCGGCUAACGGGGUGGAGGUCAGCGUGCUGCCAUCUGUGGAUCAGGGGCUGCUGAGCGGAGCGCCGGUGGACAGAGAGGAGCCGCAGGACUGGAUGAGGCGCAGCGCGGUGCCGACCAACCCUGGAGGGAAAACACGGACGAAGGACAAGUACAGAGUGGUGUACAGUGACGUCCAGCGCCUGGAGCUGGAGAAAGAGUUUCAUUUCAGCCGCUACAUCACCAUCAGAAGGAAGGCGGAGCUUGCAGGAACACUCAACCUAUCAGAACGCCAGGUCAAGAUCUGGUUUCAGAACAGACGAGCCAAAGAAAGGAAGAUGAACAAAAAGCGUCUCCAGCAGGUUCAGCAGAGCUCCAGCGGUCUGGCAAACACCACCACGGUUAGCAGCUCCGACAGCGGCUUGAUGACAGACAAUAUCUCCAGCUCCAUCAAAGAGGAAUACUGAAAACUCUCAGAUUUCAGAGAAACAGUUCAUGUUUACACAGUUUCAGCGACACGGAGCAAUGGACCACUUCAUAUUGCACUAUAUUACACUAAUGACACGCAGUGUUGGGGGAAACGCAUUUCAAGUGAUGUGAGUUACUUUGUUAUAAUAUUACUUUUCUAAGUAACAAGUAAAGUAAUGAGUUACUAUUAAAGCUACGUAAUAAUAUUUGAGUUUUUCCCAGUACUGGGUUGCAGCUGGAAGGGCAUCCACUGCUUAAAACAUAUGACAGAAUAGUUGGUGGUUGAUUCCACUGUGGUGACCCCUGAUAAAUAAGGAAAAUAAUCCUCCGAGUUCUGAAAUAGAGGUAAGAAAAAGUAACGCGCAAAAUAACUCUAAAGUAACGCUUUCCUCACCAUACAAAGAACCUAAUGCUGUUUACACCAGACGCGGAACGCAUGAAAAAAAUCUCACUAUUCGCACGCAAGUUGCCACUUGAACAAUUGAGUUUAAUCGCUUGAUUCGUGCAUCAAAUCCGCUUCAUUCCCGUGUCAAAUUCACUUCAAAACAGACGCGGAUUCGCGUGUUGGGCAGGGCUUCUGUCUGCCCGGUGACUCUAGCUUCAUUGCUGAAUGGCUAACUUGGAUCUUAUGAAGGAAAUAACAGUGUUUAUGUGUUUUAUAAAGGCUGAAAAACAGCGUCGAUACAGUUAGGGUCGUGUCUGAGUCCACUACAUCCUUGGAGAGGUGCAUCCAGGUCUGUGAGCGCAUAAACUCCUCCAGAAACUGAACAUGGAUGACGGAGGUUUUCAGCUAUGCUUCUGACUGAGCCCAGCCCAGUUUGAUGAACUGUCGCCUGGAGGAUUUCCCCCGGAACACGGACAACAGGCGAUACGUCACAAUCACGCCCCCACAAGAGCAAGCUCCUGAUUGGUUAACACAGCGCAAAACGCUCAAUUGGCGCUGCACCAUUCACGUGUAUCGCGCUAUUCGCGCCGCACAAUUCGCGUCAUUCACACCGUGCCAUUCACGCGUAUCGUGCCGCAGGAUGUCUAUUUGCGCGUUUGCAUUGACUUAACAUGUAAAUCACUCGUGCUUGACGUGCGUUCCGCGUCUGGUGUGAACGCAGCAUCACACAACUAUAGUGUCUUCUUUGCAGAGUAACUCAAUAAUUUAAUGCAUUACUUACUAUCUUUCCCCAACACUGCACACACGUUUAUUGUGAACGAAGCGCACAGUAUUUCAAUGUUUUGUAGAAAGCGAUGAUCUCAGAGAAUGUGGAUCGACACACAUCAUUAUUCUUCCUCAAUGGUUUUGCGCUCUGCUGUUGAUAUGACCUCACUUCACUUUACUCCUGAUUUGAUGACUUUUUUUACCUGUGGCGCCUCUUUAUCACUACUGAUUUUGCUUUAUGUAAGAUAUUUCACACUUACUGGAUCAUGGAAAACUGACUUUUUCGUUUUUAAAGUAGCCAACUUGUGCCUUCGUGUAAUUAUUCAUUCAAUAAAGUGUAUAAUUUUAAUAAAAAUAAAAAUAUUUGA
This is a messenger RNA of Danio rerio (zebrafish), 2211 nucleotides long. RefSeq names its product caudal type homeobox 1a (gene cdx1a). Lineage: Eukaryota; Metazoa; Chordata; Actinopteri; Cypriniformes; Danionidae. The record is from RefSeq and is marked provisional. Gene Ontology annotation, biological process: regulation of DNA-templated transcription; regulation of transcription by RNA polymerase II. Gene Ontology annotation, molecular function: DNA binding; DNA-binding transcription factor activity, RNA polymerase II-specific. Gene Ontology annotation, cellular component: nucleus.